This is a messenger RNA of Mizuhopecten yessoensis (Yesso scallop), 1372 nucleotides long. Its product is annotated as adhesion G-protein coupled receptor D1-like. Gene Ontology annotation, biological process: adenylate cyclase-activating G protein-coupled receptor signaling pathway; cell surface receptor signaling pathway. Gene Ontology annotation, molecular function: G protein-coupled receptor activity. The record is from RefSeq and is a predicted model, not a curated record. The transcript has 10 exons. Lineage: Eukaryota; Metazoa; Mollusca; Bivalvia; Pectinida; Pectinidae. Gene Ontology annotation, cellular component: membrane. Bases 10 to 729 code for a protein of 239 amino acids.
GGUAUAGAGAUGUUCAUAUCUGUGACAUAUGUCUUCCACACAAAGUCUAAAUUGAAGUGGUUUCUUCUAAUUGGAUGGGGACCGCCAGCAACUGUGGUAGCGGUGACCAUCGGAAUAACGCACGACGACGAAUACAAUUCGGAUUUGUAUUGCUGGCUCACCUUUACUAAUGGAGUGAUAUAUUCCUUUAUUGUUCCAGUCGUCUGUAUAAUUGUGGUGAAUCUCAUUAUCCUUGUGAUUGUUAUGAAGGCUCUGUAUUCUUCUCAACUCAUACAGACGAAAACAGAAAAGCAGAAAGUUAUAGCCGGCGUUCGCAGUGUGUCAGUUCUUCUUCCAGUUCUUGGUAUUACGUGGUUAUUCGGGAUAGUAUCAAUUUCGGAUGACCUUGUCGUUUUCCAGUACCUGUUUGCCUUGACUAAUUCAUUACAGGGUUUCUUCAUAUUCCUGUUUUACUGUGUUUUCAACGUACCGUUUCGACAAGCUCUGGCACGAAAUGGGAAAUAUUUUGAUUCGUCACGAACGCAAUCUUUCAGGACAGGAGAAGAAAACUCUGAGGUUGUGAUGAAAUCAUGGAACAACAGCCAAGACUACAGCGACAAACUCACUACUGACACAGAGUUUAAGCUUCCUCGACCGAACAUAAAAUUAUUGGAGGGGAUAAAACCAUUUCCCUCGCCGAAGCGCUUCCCGUCAUUUUCAAAAAUGAACAACUAUGAGACUUCAAUGUGAAAUGCAAAGAACGUAAAUCUUGAUAUCGUUGCUGUUAAAUGCUACAAAAUGCAAAAUGCCCAGCCAUUAACUUGUUAAUCAUACACAAACAAGGGACAUAACUGUGAUAUUUAUACGAUGAACUGGUAUUUGAUGAGUUAAUAUUGUACAUCCUCGCUAAGCCAACACCGAAAUGACAAUGCGUUUUCUUUGUAACGUAGGAAAAUGUGUUACGUGAUAUCAUUUUAGUGGAAAGUAAAAGGAGAGAACUCUUUUAAAGGUUAUAGUAAAAGAAACCAUUGAUAGAACACAAAAGUGAACUUCAGUUGUAAAACUUUUAUAACACAAUAAAAUUUAGGUUUUUAAAGCGGUUUUAAUUUUAAUGCCAAUACAGGACAAAUGACUAAUUUCUGAGUUCAUUUGUAUGAUUGUUUAUGUGAUAAAACAUAUAAGACUUCUAUAAUUCAAUCUUAACAUGUCGUUUAACAAAAUUGUUAACACACUGUAUACAGCUGUGGUUCGGUUCAACCGUUAAAAUGCAUUCACAGCAAAACAAUAACGUAAUACAAUAAACAGAGUGUCCAUGAGCACGGUUUCAUCAUCAAUAGCGGAAUUGGUUUAACUGAUGAUAUUAGCAAACUACCAAACGAGUUUAAUUUUUACA